Plutella xylostella (diamondback moth) is the source of this 1682-nucleotide messenger RNA. RefSeq names its product facilitated trehalose transporter Tret1. The record is from RefSeq and is a predicted model, not a curated record. Gene Ontology annotation, molecular function: transmembrane transporter activity. Gene Ontology annotation, biological process: transmembrane transport. Gene Ontology annotation, cellular component: membrane. NCBI's taxonomy places the organism in Eukaryota, Metazoa, Arthropoda, Insecta, Lepidoptera, Plutellidae.
UUUUUAAUUUACUCAGUUGGAAAUGACACCGGUGAAACCGGUAGUCGACAUGUCUAUUUUUCCGAAAUAAAAAUAUGAUACGUUUUAUUAAUUUUUAAUUGUUUAAUGAUUUGGGUCAGUACUCAGUACAAUAAUAUAUAGGCAAAGUGUUUCGCCAUCCUGCCCGUAUCAUGUUGGCUCCAUACAUAAAACAGUCGUGGGUGGCCCUGGGGGUGGACCUGAACGCGGUGAACGCGGGCACGGUGAUCGCGUUCCCGUACUGCCUGCUGCCCGCGCUGAGGGCGCCGGGGUCGCCCAUACCCAUCGACGUGGAGGCUGGCUCGUGGCUGGCGACAUCCGUGACGAUAUCCACGUCACUCGGCGUGCUGCUGUCAUCCUGGCUGAUGGUGGUGCUGGGGCGGCGCGCGGCGCACGUGCUGCUGCCCGCGCCGAGCCUGGCCGGCUGGCUGCUGCUGGCACGCGCCUCCUCCUACUCCGAGCUCAUGCUGGGUCGCGCGCUCUGCGGCGUGUCCCUCGGCUCCGUGCUCAUCCUCGGCUCCACCGUGCUCGGCGAGUACACCAGCCCGCGCCUCCGGGCCACCUUCCUGGCCAGCAAGUCUGCCGCUUACUUCUUCGGGACUAUAUUAAUCCACACUGCAAGUCAGUAUUUAGACUGGCGCUCCGUGGCGCUGGUGAGCCUGAUGCCCAACGCGCUGACGGUGCUCAACGCCUGCACGUGGCCCGAGAGCCCGAGCUGGCUCGUCACCCGGCGCCGGUUCAAGGAUGCUGAGACUAGCUUCUUCUGGCUCCGAGGCAGAAGUGACGAGUCUAUCAAGGAGUUUGACGAGUUUAUUCGAUCUCAAAAGCUAAGAAUGCAAAGCGAGCCGCCCAGCGCGACUGUUACAAAGUCUGUGUUGAUAUUUUUCAAGAAUUUCACCCGCGGAGACUUUUUGAAACCUAUAGCUUUGGCGCUCAUCGGCAUGGUUUUGGUAGAAGCUUCGGGCAGGCACACAUUUUCUGCGUUCGCAAAAGACAUUAUUGGGCAAAUCAGUGGUGAAUUCACGGUUCAGUCGUUCUACUUCACAAUCCUCAUCGACAUCAUCAACAUUGUGUGCAACUGUGCGACGUGCGUGCUCACUAAGAUCUUCAAAAGGCGCACUUUACUCUUCUUCAGCGGGAUCUCUUGCUUAGUCAUCCUUUCUACAAUCAGUUUGUACUUGCUGCUAGUAGCCCGUGAGGUGAUAUCGAAAGACAGAUCAUGGAUACCGUUGUCGCUGCUGGGACUGUACUUUUGCUUAACUAAUAUCGGAUGCUGUCCAAUACCUAUCGUCCUGUUUGGGGAACUGUUUCCUCUCGGUCACAGAGGGUCUGCUCUGGCGGUUGCGACGUUGGUGCACAACAUACCGAUAAUGUUGUAUAUGAAGACGACGCCGGUGAUGCUGGAGUACUGGCGGGUGCACGGGACUCUGCUGGCGAGCGCGGCGGUGACGGCCGUCACGCUGCUCUAUAUGUACUUCACGCUACCAGAAACUUACAACAAGACUUUGCAAGAAGUAGAAGAUUAUUUUGUUAAACGGCCAACGUUGGAAAAGGAUAAUGAAUGCGAUAGCACAACAACCCACAUGCUGCCGACAGUCGAGUCCGCGCGAGGAAGUUGCGUUAAAUAAACAACAAAAAAGAUGUGAUUAUUUAUUAGUAAUCAU